CAAUGCAGCGAGACCCCCGCUCCAGAUAAAGUAUUCCUUGAAGCCUGCAACAUUUAUUUCAGACACUGUCACAACAAACCCUUUGGCUUUUUCAAUGCUACAUUCUUUCACCAAAAAGUCCAACAAGACCAAGUCCCUCUGCAUCUGAAGCUAGCCUUGAUUGCCUCCGCCACUCGUUACUCAUCGCGCUCACAAUGGAUGGAAAGGAAACAGAGUACGAUCGACAGCUAUGCUCGGUGCUCUUGGGAUUUGAUCACCAAUUCUGCCAACUCGCUAGACAAAAGUGACGACGUGGACGUGAUACAAUCUCUGGUGAUUCUGGCGGUUAUUGAUGCGACCGCGGGCCGGCGCCGACCUGCCUGGGUGAAGAUUGGAAUGGCGGUGCGAAUCGCCCAGGACUUGGAUAUGAUGUUGGAACCACCUUCCAGUCUCCCCGAACUCGAGCGCGACGAGCGUCGCAAUCUAUUUUGGUCGCUUUACUUACUAGAUCGCUUUGUGUGUUGCUCCUUUCAACGACCACCCGCGAUUCACGACUCCGAUUGCCUCCUCAAUCUACCGACCCAUUAUCGCUCCGAGAAACGAUUGCCUUCAAUCACGCUGCAUGAGCUAUUCAACGAGAAGGUCCGGAAUCUUUCGCCUCGCUCCGGAAUGUUCGGUAUCAGCAUCGCGUUGGCUGCCUGUCUGGGGAGAACUACCAAAUUCAUGAUGAAUAAAUCCGAGACAACGUCUCCUUGGAGUUCUGGCUCGGAACAUUACAAGAUCCAUCGAGAUCUGGAAUAUUUGAAGCAUCUCGCCGUAAAGAAUGGUCCUAUUCUCGGGGCACUAAGCCAAUCGAGACCACAAUCCGAUACUCCGAUGCCCGAUCGUGAACAGAUCGCCCAUAUGGUUCUCUCACAUACGUUAUACCAUUUAAGUCUUUGCAUUCUCAAUCACCCUUUUCUCAUCGGGCUUAAGAUUGACUCUCGUUCACGCUCCGAUAUGCCAUUGAUGUGGUUGGAAGAUACGCGCAAACGAUGUCUGUCUCAUGCCGGGUCUUUGAUCACGGUCCUUGUCGAAGCAAAGGCUGCUGGUUAUAUGCCAGUCACAUCGGUCUACAGCUACAGCAUGGUCUUGGCAAGCACGAUCCAUGGACUCUUCAUGUACUGCGAGGACUCUUCCAUCCGUCAUAGCUCAGCUGAGUAUCUGAAACCAGCAUUCGAAUACCUUAACGAGAUGUCGGAUCUAUGGGAUAAUGCACAAAUUAUGUCAAGCGCCUUGGAUAAUUUUAUUCUUCAGUGUCCAAGAUACAGCGAUAUACUUCUACGCAAUGAGCCUCGCAUGAGCGAAUUCACCACGACGGAGCUGACUAUAUUGAGAUACGUGGUGGAUUACUGGGCCAUGAUGGAUGCUCGGAAUCCGGUCUUUCAGCAGACUUUGACCACAAGCCGUACAGAUACUGGUCCUCGGGUCACAAGUCCGGACUGCCUGACCCCUCCCUCUUCGGUGUCUGUAGACACCAGCUCAAAUGGCAAUCACAUAACACAUGAUUUGGAUCCUGAUUUGAUGGUCUCUUAUCCACUUCCAGCCAUGUCUCCGAUUCCAUCAGAAGAUGGGUCUACUAAAUGGGACUGGGAUCAGGAACUGAAUACGAGUCCUGGGACAUGA
Molecule: messenger RNA, 1644 nt
Organism: Penicillium verhagenii
Lineage: Eukaryota; Fungi; Ascomycota; Eurotiomycetes; Eurotiales; Aspergillaceae
Product: fungal specific transcription factor domain-containing protein
Exons: 3
Biological process (GO): DNA-templated transcription
Cellular component (GO): nucleus
Molecular function (GO): zinc ion binding; DNA binding
Source: RefSeq, a predicted model, not a curated record